Molecule: messenger RNA, 880 nt
Organism: Cucurbita moschata (crookneck pumpkin)
Lineage: Eukaryota; Viridiplantae; Streptophyta; Magnoliopsida; Cucurbitales; Cucurbitaceae
Exons: 4
Coding region: 19-390 (123 amino acids)
Source: RefSeq, a predicted model, not a curated record
ACCUAACCUCCAGGCUACAUGUUGACUAGCUUCAUAGUACUUAAAACCCUCGCACUGCUACACUCCGCCUUCGUCGCAUCUUUCUCAAUUUUCAUUAAAGAAGAAAUGGCUUGGCGCUCUUCUGGAUCUCUAUCUCGCGCGCUCAUUUCCUCUGUUAGGUCUUCUUCUCUCCGAUCGUCUCCUUCUCUUCCUCGGCUUCGCCUGCCACCUCUCACCGCUCGACCUCGCCUUUCAUUUUCGACUUCCAGGAAUUUGGGAGAACUGGGAUGCACACAGUCUCUUCUGCCCAUGCACAGCAUCAUGGGUGCUACCUGCCUGACAUCACACCUCUGUGUUAGCGCGCGGGCUUUUUGCGAGCUUUCUCAUGGAAGGAAUGGAAAAGAUGGGUGAUGCACGAGGACAUUCUAUUAUUGGCAAGCCGGAGAUCGUCACAACAGUUGAUAUCUGAAGUGGCGCUGGAGAAUUUAUGUUGUUGAGGUGGGGGCAAGAAGAAGAUGUUUGAUCCUGUUUAGUGAAUUAACUUCUUUUAGUUGUCAAUUUAUUCACUUCCAUCAAUGGAAAAAGUGAAGAAUUAUUGAGUCAGGGAACUCGCUCACUUAAAUUCUCUCAGAAGAAUGUGUUUGAGGUUGAUGCGGGUGUACGUACAUCUUUCAAGAUUACUAUCAAGGAUGAUGUUCAAAGCAUCUGCCAUGAUGGAUGAUACUUCAUCUCAGUCAUAUGCAUAAAGCUUUUGAGCUGACCUUUCUCGUUUCUUCGCUAGAAAACCUGUUCUGUACUGAUAAGCUGCACAUAAAAGUACCCAUGGGUUCAGGAGGUUGAUAGCCUGCUUGCACACUAUGUUUGUUACUGGGUCCAUAAGCUGAACUGAAACUAAUACAAG